GAUGGGCUGAUGUUUGAUUUCUGAGAAAAAUUUUUAAGUUCCAUGUGUUUGGAUUUAUUGUUGCAUAGUUGCUUUGGUCUUUGCUAUCUUGGCUUUGAAAUAACGUUUUUUCAUGCUGUGAUGAACACAUCUUGAAAAAUACGAUCGUUGCCGUGAUUUUACAUGAAAAAAAAUAUUUGUGAUCCCAGCUCAGGCCAUCCGUUCCACAACUUCAGGUAUUUAAAAUUCAUUCCUCUUUGUAUUUUUCAGCUUCAACUCCAGAAAAAAAAAUAUGACGACAUCGCGUUGAGUGUUUUCUUCUUUAGGCCCAAGCACCACCUCAUGGAUUCCUUAAGAGCUACAAUUAAAUCUGUUUGUUGUAUUUGGAAUUCUUACAUCAUGGGCUAUAAACGAAUUCAGUCAUGCGAACUUACGCUCCUGAGAACAGCUCAGAGACAACAUGAAAAGCUAUGUCUCUUGCUCUGGGUCUUUUUGUGGCCCGAUUAUUUCGUUUACUGCAUCCUCUUCUACUUGUGAUUGGUAUAUCUCUUUUGGGUAAUGCGUUAGAUGUAAAGAACUCCUACUGUAAGUGCGAGGAGUUUCCAAUCGAGGAUCGGCCGUUUGUAGCGAUAUGGAACGCCCCGACGGGUGGAUGUUCUGUCAAUUUUAGCAUCAACAUCAACUUGAGAGACUUUGACAUCCUGGAAAAUCCGAAACAAACUUGGAAUGGAAAAUAUGUGACAGUAUUUUAUAAUGCACAACUGGGAUUAUAUCCUUAUUUUACAAACGAGCAGGGAACAAACAGCUAUAACGGAGGAAUGCCCCAGCUGAUAGAUUUAGCUGCACAUCUAAGAAAAAUGAAAAGAGACAUCAUUAAAAAAAUUCCAGAUCCAGAUUAUAGUGGCCUUGUCAUAAUAGACUGGGAAGGAUGGCGCCCGACAUGGGAGAGAAACUUUGAUUCUAAGCGAAUUUAUCAAAGUAGAUCAGUGGAGCUUGUCCAAGACAAACAUCCGGAGUGGUCCAUGGAAGAAGUCAUUGAGGAAGCAAAAAAAGAAUUUGAAAGAACUGCUCGGGUAUUUAUGGAGAGUUCUAUCAAGUUAGCAAGACAAGUCAGACCUAAGGGAUUAUGGGGCUUCUAUGGGUUCCCUGACUGUUUUGGAUCAAAUGAAACAAAUUACCGCUGCUCUGAUGAUCACCAGGAGAUGAACAACAAACUCAAGUGGUUGUUUUCAAGCAGUAUGGCACUGUACCCAUCUGUUUACAUUUACGAUCAACAGUCUUGGAAUAAAGCUUUUACUUAUGGGAGACUAGAGGAAGCUAUUAGACUGGCAACUUGGGUGUCAAAGGAAAAUAAGAGAACAGUUCCUGUGUUUCCUUAUUUCCGUCACCUAUAUGAAGGAAAACCAUUUGAGUUUGACUACCUUACUCUGGUUGAUCUACACAAUACAAUUGGCCAAGCAGCUGAUAUGGGUGCAGCGGGUGUAGUCAUGUGGGGGAACAGGCGUGAUGAGAACACCUCUCCUGAAGUUUGCACUCAGCUCAAUGACUACAUUAAAACAAAACUUGGUCCUUACUUUGAAUCUGUAAGGCAUCGAACAGAGGUCUGCAGCCAGAAAAAGUGUAAAGGUCGUGGACGGUGUGUCGAUAGUCGGCUCAUUUCAGCAAGAUGGGUGGCUGAGGAGCCACGUUUGUAUGCACCAACUUGUAAAGGAUCGCCAAAGCUAUUUUCUCCAUUCAUACGGCAGCACUCCUCUCACCACAACCAUCGAGGUGACCAGGCAAAAACCAAUAUUCACAUCCCGAACAAAAGUUACAGCAAAGGUCAUAAUUCGCCAGUGGCUGUCAAAACACACCAUAAACAUGGAUUGAGCUCCGAACAACGAAAUUAUUUAAUGAAAGAGCUCACACUGCUCAAUGCUACAGGAAGCAGGAAGGUGUUCCUCAAAUCUCGUCAUCGUAACUCUACCAAGGACUUCGUGGUUUUCAUGUCCACAUCUGACUCGGCUGUUGAGGUGAACAAAGCUCCUCAGGAUGCUGAUAGAGGAGUAGUGGCGACGAGUGGACUGCACUACCAUGACCAGUUAAAUGACAGUCCAAGUUUUACUGAAACAGCAUCCAGUAGAGCCAUGGCACCAAGCAAACUGAUGCUUUGUAAUGAAUCGUCACCAGAAUAUACGAACUGUGAAAUCAUGAAAGAAAGUCCAUCAGCGUACAACAGUGGAUUCCAUUUCCCUCACACUUAUGUGGUUUUUAUCUGCGCGUCUCUCGGCUCCGCCCUGCUGGUAUCCACCACUUUCAUUAUGAGUUACUAUUACUGCAAUAUUCGCAAGAAGGUAGAAGAUGAUGAAGAUAUUCCGCGCGGAGACUGAUAACCAGUGACAAAAGUGCCGAAGUAACCCUGGUGAAACUUUGAAGACUGAGCUUCCGUUGAAUAUCUAUCAUCAGUGUUUGGCUGUUCGCCACCAUUGUUGGAAGUUGAAACAAAGGUGGAACGCACGUGAACGAGUACCUUUAAUAAACAACACAAAAUAUCCACUGUUUGCUUAUCAACGGUAGAAAUGCGGCACAGAAUAAUCUUUGUGACUAAAAGACGUAAAUCUGACUUGUUAAUUGUCCUUUGGCAACUGAAGGUUUCAAAUUCCACUCAAAUUCCGCUCUGAUCGGAUUAAAAUAAAAAUACAAUUUAUGACUGAGUUUUUUGCUUCAGCCAAAAGAGGGUGAUUUUGUCAACGAAAGAUUUUCGCGGCUUGUGUUAAAAAAAAAGAAGGUAUUGAUGGGUCGAUUUCAUCUGAACUAGAUCAAUUGCAACAAUUUGUUUUAUUCACAAUCAAGGGAUUUUCCAUCAUCGAUCAGAUAUUUUCGAUAUUUAGGAGGAGCCUUUGUGGCGACUUCUCGUCACUCCUUUCUGUUUUGACAUUUGUAUUUUGUAAGUUGAACUCCUUUUAGAUAACGGAAAUGGCCAUAAAAAUAUCAGCCCGGCAAUCGGUUUUUGACAUCACAGGUUUUCAAUUUCUGUUUUGCUUACAAUAGAAAAACACGACGUUUGUCUCGAAAAAAAAAAGAUGCUUUUACAGGAUUAGGAGUUGUGUGUAAACAGAACACCCACAAGUACCAUGCUUGGGAUCAAAAGGUCUUGUUGCAAAGUAUAAAGAAUGUAUUUUUUGAUUAAUAAAAAUGCUUAAACUUA
Molecule: messenger RNA, 3166 nt
Organism: Pocillopora verrucosa
Lineage: Eukaryota; Metazoa; Cnidaria; Anthozoa; Scleractinia; Pocilloporidae
Product: hyaluronidase-1
Biological process (GO): hyaluronan catabolic process; carbohydrate metabolic process
Molecular function (GO): hyalurononglucosaminidase activity
Source: RefSeq, a predicted model, not a curated record